Messenger RNA from Castor canadensis (American beaver), 753 nucleotides. RefSeq names its product keratin associated protein 24-1 (gene Krtap24-1). The record is from RefSeq and is a predicted model, not a curated record. Gene Ontology annotation, molecular function: structural molecule activity. Gene Ontology annotation, cellular component: keratin filament. NCBI's taxonomy places the organism in Eukaryota, Metazoa, Chordata, Mammalia, Rodentia, Castoridae.
AUGCACUCAGUCUCCAUGUCUCUUCUGGGCUAUCCUGAGCUUUGCAGUGCUGCAUCCUACAGAACUUCCUGUUACAUCCCAGUGACUCCUCCUGUUGCACUUUGCUCCAAUGAUGUAAACACUACCUUUGAAAACUAUUUACCCAGUAGCUACCAAGGCAAUCUCUGGCUUCUAGACCACUGCCAAGAAUCCUACUGUGAAACACCAAGCUGCGAAUCUCCCAGCUGUGAGCCAAAGACCUGUACCACACGUUGUGACACCCGGAACUCCUGUGUACCUUGCAACACCGCAUCUGCAGACCAAGCUGGUGAAACGACUAACAUCGGACUCAGCCCCAGCUGCAGUCCAAGCACUCUGACCAAGGGGUACGUAACCAAUUGCUACACUCCCCCUCGACGUGCAUCCAAAGCUUGCCAGACCCUUUGCAAUGGUUCCAAUUGCUUUGGUCAGCUUAACUCCUUAUCCAAGAAUCUCCGGCCCCACACUCAAUGCAGACUUGGUGGUUUUGGGUAUAGAAGCUACCAAAAUCUUGGCUACAUCAACAAUGGCUUCUCACCAUCAUGCUAUAUUGCCAGCAGCUUCCAACCUCAAAGUUAUUUAAUGAGAAACUGCUGGUAUCCAAAUUACAGGCCUAUAGGCUGCCGACCAGUGAGCUAUUUAUCUAGAAACUUUCGGUCUCUGAAUUAUAUACAUAGUACCUUUCCACCUUUGAGGUACUUAUGCAGUGGUAUCAGGCCUCUGAAUUGUUACUGA